Molecule: messenger RNA, 981 nt
Organism: Lycium barbarum (goji berry)
Lineage: Eukaryota; Viridiplantae; Streptophyta; Magnoliopsida; Solanales; Solanaceae
Exons: 3
Coding region: 1-981 (326 amino acids)
Source: RefSeq, a predicted model, not a curated record
AUGAGUGUCAACGAGUACUACCUCAAGUUUGUUUCUUUGGCCAAGUAUGCUCCGCAUAUGGUCUCCGAUGUAAGGGAUAGAGUUAGGCGAUUUGUGUUGGGACUUAUACCCGACUUUUUUGGUGAUACUAAUACCGCUGCUCAAAACAAAGACAUGACCAUUACCAAGGUGGUUGCUUUUGUACAAGGUAACAAGGACAGAAUGAAGAAAGAAGAGGCACUGCAGAAACAUAGAGACGUGGAAUUCAAUAAGAGGGCGAAGGACUGUCCAUUAGCGAGUCAGGAUGCUGGAGGUAGUGUGGCUCAGUCCACAAAUUCAGCAGCUCCUCAGAAUGCUCAAGCUCAGUCAAGGCGUGGUGCUGCUAAGUCUUGUAACAUAGGCGGAGGUCAGAAUUGCUUAUAUGCACUAGCAGGUCAUCCGGAUAUAGAGGCACGCACAACUGUUGUCACAGGUAUAUUAACAGUUUUCACCUUUGAUGUUUAUGCCCAUAUUGACCCAAGAUCCACCUUAUCAUAUGUAACCUCUUUUGUUGCUAAUAAAUUUGGGAUAGAAAUAGAAAAGUUGCAUGAACCCUUUGAAGUGUCCACUCCAGUUGGAGAGUCAGUUAUAGCUAGGUGCAUUUAUAGAGGUUAUAGAACUAAAAUAGUAAGCUUUGAGUUUCCUAAUGAACCAGUCAUAGAAUGGAAGGGCAAUUCAGUAGUACCUCGGGGUAGGUUUAUUUCUUAUCUCAAAUCUAGAAAAAUGGAUUCCAAGGGGUAUAUUUAUCACUUAGUCCGAGUCAAAGAUACAAAUACCCAGACCCCAACUCUCCAGUUACCAGUCGUUAAUGAGUUUCCAGAAGUUUUCCCAGAAGAUCUCCCCAGAGUUCCUCCCGAUGGGGAGAUAGACUUUGGAAUUGAUCUACUUCCCAGCGCCGAGCUGAUAUCUAUUCUGCCAUACAGAAUGGCUCCAGCAGAGUUGAAAGAGUUAAAAUCCAGUUGA